Molecule: messenger RNA, 1770 nt
Organism: Cicer arietinum (chickpea)
Lineage: Eukaryota; Viridiplantae; Streptophyta; Magnoliopsida; Fabales; Fabaceae
Source: RefSeq, a predicted model, not a curated record
GAUAUAAAAUGGAAAUAAUUCUUGGUCUUGAAAUAAUUUUAAAAAAAUCGGCUCCAAUAUUUGAUAGGACACUCUAGUCCUGUUUUUUGAAUGCUACGUUACUCCUUCGCCUCUGAAACAAAUAGUCACUGAAUGAACCUAACACAAAACACACAAACACAACGUUAGUUCUUGUUUCUCAUCACCGUGCUAAUGUCCACCACAAACUUCAUCGUUUAUCUAAUAUCAGGUUUCUCUUUGGCUCUUCUCUCUGCGCUUUUCUUCACCAACCAUAUCCAUAAACAAUCUCUCUCCUUGUGGUCAUCAUCAUCCUCUAACCGUUAUGCCUCUGCAACAGAUAAAAUUUGGCCCGAAUUGAAGCCAAGUUGGAAACUUGUGUUGGCCACAGUAAUUAGUUUUCUAGGAUCAGCAUGUGGAACAGUUGGUGGUGUUGGUGGUGGAGGCAUUUUUGUUCCUAUGCUUAAUCUUAUUCUUGGGUUUGAUACAAAAUCUGCUGCUGCUCUUUCAAAAUGUAUGAUAAUGGGAGCAUCAGCAUCAUCUGUUUGGUAUAAUUUAAGAGUACCUCAUCCAACAAAAGAGGUGCCAAUAUUAGACUAUGAUUUGGCUCUUCUGUUUCAGCCGAUGCUUAUGCUUGGGAUUACUGUUGGUGUCACUCUCAGUGUUGUCUUCCCUUUUUGGCUUAUUACAGUACUCAUAAUCAUUCUCUUUAUAGGAACUUCAUUAAGGUCAUUCUUUAAGGGAAUUGAAAUGUGGAGGGUUGAGACUCUUCUCAAGAAAGAAAUGGCUAAGCAAGCUGCUUUGAUUAAUUCUAAUGGAGAAUAUAAGCCAGUUCUAAUAGACACAAAGUAUGAGCCAUUGAUCCCUAAAGAAGAGAAGUCAACAUUACAAAUUCUCUGUCUAAACCUUAGAUGGAAGAGGAUUCUGGUGUUGUUGGUUGUGUGGAUUUCUUUCCUCCUAAUUCAAAUCAUCAAGAAUGGUGUAGAGGUCUGCAGUGUCUGGUAUUGGGUGCUCUUUGGCUUGCAGUUUCCAAUUGCACUUUUGGUAUUUGGCUUUGAAGCAGUGAAGUUGUACAAGGAUCACAUAAAGAGGAUGAGCACAGGAAGCUUAGAAUACAUAUGUGAGGCUUCAAUAGAAUGGAGUGCUAUGUCCCUUGCAUUUUGUGGAAUGUGUGGUAUUGUUGGUGGAAUUGUUGGAGGCUUACUUGGUUCUGGAGGUGGGUUUAUUUUGGGGCCUCUUCUCCUUGAGAUAGGUGUCAUCCCUCAGGUUGCUAGUGCAACAGCAACAUUUGUGAUGAUGUUUUCAUCAUCUUUGUCUGUUUUUGAAUUCUACAUUCUCAAGAGGUUCCCUAUUCCUUAUGCAUUAUACCUCAUCACAGUGGCUAUUUUGGCUGGCUUCUGGGGACAGUUCUUUGUAAGAAAACUAGUUGCAUUUCUUGGGAGGGCAUCACUCAUUGUAUUCAUCCUCUCAGGUGUCAUUUUUGCUAGUGCUCUCACAAUGGGUAUUGUUGGCACUGAGAGGAGUAUUCAAAUGAUACACAACCAUGAGUUCAUUGGCUUUUUAGGAUUUUGUAGCACUUAGUGAUUUAGAGUACAUUAGAAAUAGCACACAAAAGAAAAAUGAAGGGUUCAUAGAUGGUGGUCAAUGUGUGUUGACCAUCAGGAAUAUUUAUAUAGUAUCAAGGCUAGUUUUUCUUGUUAUCUUUGAAAAUAAUUCGGUGUUUGAGAUUAGUUUGGUUGCGUAAUUAAUUUUAAAAAAAAAAAUAUGUGGAUG